This is a messenger RNA of Linum tenue, 1494 nucleotides long. NCBI's taxonomy places the organism in Eukaryota, Viridiplantae, Streptophyta, Magnoliopsida, Malpighiales, Linaceae. The record is from the annotation of a GenBank genome assembly.
GAGGAAAGAGUCGCGCUAAUGGAAGAACCGGUGGCGGCGGAGGAGCCCGAUUCAUAUACAGAUCUCCCUCCGCCACAGCAACGGCGGCGCUCGAUCUGCGAGGGAUGCGACCGGCCGAAACCGGUGUGCCUCUGCCACGUCAUCCCCAACCCGCCGAUCCCAACCGCAACGCGAAUCGUAAUCCUGCAGCACCCUCACGAGUCCCGCCACAAGCUCAGCACGACGCCGCUAAUCACCAAAUCACUCUCCAACGCGGCCUCGGCGGUGGCGCGCAGGCUCACCCCGGGCCUCCUCCGCCGUCUCCUCCCCGACGGGAGUAGCGGCGAGCUCCCUCGCAACGUAUUCUACCUCUUCCCGCCCACUCCCUCAUCGCCAGAGGCAGUCUCUCUUUCGGACCUCAGGCAAUCGCUGGCGGAGAUCUCGAGCAAGGGGGAAGCGAGCGUCGUGAUCGCGUUCGACGCGACGUGGAAGCACGCGAAGGAGAUGGUGGCGGCGAGCGAGGGGUAUUUGAGUAAAUUCGCGAGGAGGGCGUGCUUGGACGGGUUCGAUAGCGCGGUGGAAGGAGGGAGCAUAUACGAAUCGGAGCUGGUGCUGAGGAAGGAGCCGUGCGGUGGCUGCGUGAGUACGCUGGAGGCGGUGGCGCGGUGGGUGGGAGCGGCGGAGGAGGAGGAAGGAGGAGGAGGGGCGGAGAUUGAAGGGAGGCUGAUUGGGUUGUUGAGGGAGGCGGUGAGGUUGCAGGCCCAGUUUCUGAAGCCCGUCAAGCCCCGGCCCAAGUUGUUGAAGAAGAAUAGGCGGGCGGAUCAACAGCAACCGGACCGAACGAUACUCUAUAUCGUCGCUGUCCCCGCAUUAGGAUAUGGAGUGUGCUUGCCAGGGUUAAUCAUGUCAGGCAAGUAUGUAAUCGCUGCUAUAGCAGCAUCAUUCCCAAUUGCCUAUUUAUGCGACACACUUGUAUCUGAUGUGAAGAUAUUUGGCGGCUCCACUCCGGGUACAGUCUCGAACAAGGAAUGGUGGGAGGAGACUGACAAGAAAUUCCAGGCAUGGCCUCGCACUGCCGGUCCACCAGUUGUGAUGAAUCCCAUCAGUCGCCAGAACUUCAUCGUUAAGUCCCGAGAUUAAAAGCUUAUUGUCUCUCAUGAUGGGUUUGAAAAUAACUUAGUUCAACUACAUUACGUAUGGCCAUUAAUACUUCUUCAUUAUCAUGUUUCUGAGGCCUUGAUGUCAAGAUACCCUCCGUGGAAAAAGGAAGUUGGUUGUGAGUUCUGUUUCUUGAAUCGUAAUAAAUUUUGUUUUUGACGCAUUGAGGCACUUUAGUUGCCUGCUUGCUAUACAUAUGGUUUCCCUUUGCUACCUCCCUUCUUCUUUCCAGUCUCUCCCCGAGUUAACGAAAUUGUUCAAUUGUUAAUGAAGAGCUCAAGAGGAAAACAUUCAAUGGUUGUGUAUUGCUUGUCCUGUUAGGUACAUAUUGUUAAUUUCUGCAGGUAGUGUUUGUGG